Cylicocyclus nassatus is the source of this 868-nucleotide messenger RNA. NCBI's taxonomy places the organism in Eukaryota, Metazoa, Nematoda, Chromadorea, Rhabditida, Strongylidae. The record is from the annotation of a GenBank genome assembly.
AUGACAACCGCAAAUCCACAACAGCCACCAUUUACUCUGUUCCUCAAAUUCAGCACCGAAAUUCGACCAUCUGACUUGCUACGACGAGAUGAUCGAAUUCCAAUGACGUGCUCAUUCGAAGAGAUUGCCGAGUCAGAGGAGGAGGACAUGCAGCUCUCAGAGCGAACUUCAUCCGAUGCGCGAUCACCAUUUGCUGUCUCUUUUGAAUCUCCGUUUGCCGAACGGCGCGGAACAUACCCUCGAGAUUUGAGCCCAACCUAUGCAAAAAAUCCGCCGUUUCACGUCCAGGUUGCGGAUUUUUGGAUCGUCGUCAACAAGCAUCAACUACGUUUGGAUCUCUUAGCCCGGAACAGCACGGUGCUGGGCAUGAUUUUUUUACCCUUCCGCCAAUCCCUGAAAGUUCCACACUAUAAGCUGACCACAUAGAGACCCAUCAACAGAUGAUAUGUGCAGUUCUUCAUGUGUCAGCUGAGAUGUCAGCUGAUAAUACACUGGCACAACGACCAUGGAUUUUCCUCUUAGGGGAUGUCGCGAUCUACUUCUUACAUAAUGAAUCUCAAAAGCUUUGACCAUUUCUCCGUAGAACUCUUCUAUUUCCUAUUUGAUGAUAUAACGAUUCUUUCACUUCUGUGAUCUAUGUCUAGUCUAUAAUCAGUCUGUAAAAAUUUACGCGAUCCAUUUUGGAUCAGAAGAUUUUUUGUUUUUCCACAUUUAUUAGAUUGUAUGUGUUAGUAGAUGUUUAUUGUGAGUAUUUUUCGGGUUCAUAGAGCCUUGCAUAACUUAGAAGCGGGUUCAUCAAUGAAGCGAAUGUUAAUGUAUAAUAUUUGUAAUAAACCUUCACAAUGCAGUGCUGUUCAAACAGAGUAAU